ACCUCCGCCACCAACUUCUCUCUCCAAAACCCCCCCUGAAACCCCUCUUUCUCUCUCUAUCUCCCUGGAAAUGACGAAAAUGGGGAAGCUCACGAAGCUCAAGUCAGCCAUCAGAAGAUUCCCCUCCUUCUCCAAGCUGUCCCGCAACAACUCCGCCGCCGCCGCCGUCGCCGCGGCCGAAGACGAUCCCAGGAGCGCCGCCGCCGGAGCGGGCCGUGGCAACAACGUGAGGGCGGUGUACGUGGGGAAGUCCCGGCGCCGGUACGACGUGAGCGCCCGCGUGUUCGAGCACCCGCUGUUCCGGGAGCUGGUCGACAAGUCGUCGUCGUCGUCGCCGUCGUCCCCCCCGCCGCCGCCGACGAGCGCGGCGGUGGUGUCGUGCGAGGUGGUGCUGUUCGAGCACUUGCUGUGGAUGCUGGAGAACAGCGGUGACGGGGACGCGCAGCUGGGGUCCAUGGAUGAGCUGGUCGAGUUCUACACUACCGGUUGACAUCGAGGGCUUGUCGGUCACUUCACCAUUCUUUUGAUCUCAUUUGCGAGGAGUUUGAUGAUGAUGAUGUUGACGGGGACGAUGAUUAGGACGAAGUGUAAAGAGUUUAGCGAGCUAGAUUUUAAUUAAAAAAACAAUUUAAGGGUGGGAUGAGUGUCUGUUUAUCCUAUAGUUUCAUUCGAAUCAAAUGUUCAUAGCUUGAUUGAAGAGUAAAUGAUGGACCUGCACAUUAGUUC
This is a messenger RNA of Syzygium oleosum, 726 nucleotides long. RefSeq names its product auxin-responsive protein SAUR78-like. The record is from RefSeq and is a predicted model, not a curated record. The transcript has a single exon. Bases 71 to 490 code for a protein of 139 amino acids. NCBI's taxonomy places the organism in Eukaryota, Viridiplantae, Streptophyta, Magnoliopsida, Myrtales, Myrtaceae. Gene Ontology annotation, biological process: response to auxin.